CCCAUCAAAUCUCCAACCCUUCACACUCUCCUCUCAUCCACGUAAACCACCCUCUCCCUCCCUCGCCGCCGGUAGCCGCCACCACCGCCGCCGCCGCGAACUUCCAAUAGAUCGCCGGCUCGCCAUGGCUCUACGCCGAGCCGCCUCCCUCCUCCUCCGGCCACGGCUCCGAGCUCCCGUUCCGAUCCCCACACCCAAAACCCCAAACCCUCUCCUCCUCCCGCCCCGCCGCCACUUCUCCCAGCUCCCGCCGCCUCCAGUCCCCGCCUCCGCGGCCGCCGCCGCCGCGGCCGUUGCGGAGGAGGCGGAGGAGGCCUUCGAGGCGGCGAAGGGGACCAAGGACCUGCUCGCCGCCUUCUCCCGCCUCGAGGCCGUCAUGCCGCCCUCCGACAAGCGCCUCGCCCUCGCCUGCAUCAAGCUCGGCCAGCACCUCGAGGCCUCCGGCGCUGCCGACCCCUCCCGCGUCCUCGCCCUCGCCCUCCGAUCCCUCGGCAUCCUCGAGGCCACCCCUAACUCCGCCACCUCGACGACGGCCUCCCACUCCGAUGCCGUCUCGCUCGCCAUGGCCCUCCACCUCGCCGGCUCCGCCUCCUUCGACCUCUCCCGCUUCCACGACGCACUCUCCUUCCUCACCCGCUCCCUCCGCCUCGUCUCCCCACUCCUCCCCUCCUCCUCCUCCGCCGCCGCCGCCUCUGGUGACGACGACGCUCAAGGGUUCGACGUGAGGCCCGUGGCGCACGCGGUGCGCCUGCAGCUGGCCAACGUGAAGACGGCGCUGGGGCGGCGGGAGGAGGCCCUAGCUGACAUGCGUGCGUGCCUUGACCUCAAGGAGUCCAUCCUGCCGCCGGGUAGCCGGGAGCUCGGCGCCGCGUACCGGGACCUUGCGGAGGCGUACUCCACCGUGCUAGAUUUCAAAGAGGCGCUCCCAUUGUGCGAGAAGGCGCUCGAACUGCAUCAGUCGACGCUAGGCAAAAAUUCGGUGGAGGUUGCGCAUGAUAGGCGGCUGCUUGGGGUGAUAUACACCGGCCUGGAGCAGCAUGAGCAGGCCCUGCAGCAGAAUGAGAUGUCACAGAAGGUGAUGAAGAGCUGGGGCGUGGCUGGCGACGAGCUCCUGCACGCGGAGAUUGAUGCGGCGAACAUCAAGAUCGCUUUGGGCAAGUGCGACGAGGCCGUUACUGUGUUGAGGAAUGUCUCUAAGCAGGUGGAGAAGGAUAGCGAGAUACGAGCUCUAGUGUUUAUAUCUAUGGCAAAGGCUCUUGCUAACCAGGAGAAGGCCGGUGAUACAAAGAGGUGCUUGGAGAUUGCUUGUGACAUACUGGAGAAGAAGGAAUUGGCUGCACCAGACAAGGUGGCCGAAGCAUAUGUGGAGGUAUCCUCACUGUAUGAGAUGGUGAAUGAGUUUGACAAAGCGAUAUCAUUGCUGAAGAGGAGCUUGGGGAUGCUUGAGAGGAUACCUCAGGCACAACACAUGGAAGGGAAUGUUGCGGCUCGGAUUGGGUGGCUAUUGCUUCUGACAGGGAAGGUGUCGGAGGCUGUCCCAUACUUGGAGGAUGCAGUGGAGAGGAUGAAGGACAGCUUUGGACCAAAGCAUUACGGGGUAGGGUAUGUGUAUAACAAUUUGGGGGCUGCAUAUAUGGAGAUCGGCCGACCACAGUCUGCUGCGCAGAUGUUUGCGCUUGCAAAGGAAGUCAUGGAUGUUUCCUUGGGGCCGCACCAUUCAGAUACCAUAGAGGCCUGCCAGAGCCUUGCCAAUGCAUACAACGCAAUGGGAAGCUAUGCUCUGGCUAUGGAGUUCCAAAAGCGAGUGGUGGAUUCUUGGCGAAACCAUGGUCCCAGUGCUAGGGACGAGCUCAAGGAAGCUAUUCGUCUCUAUGAGCAGAUAAAGAUAAAGGCUCUUUCAUGCCUAUCGCCUGAAAAUUCAGCAAUUGCAUUGCCUGAACCUCUGGAAAAGGAGGUUGAUUCUGAUUCUACCAGAGUUGCUCAACAAUAAUUUCAAAGUAUUGUACGCAUCAGUUUUUCUAUCAAUAUAUGAUUAUGAUAUGUUGUUUAGUAGUACAAGAAAUUUUGGCUGUGAAACUACCUAUUGUAUGAUCCUUAUUGACUUGUUACGCACUGA
Molecule: messenger RNA, 2116 nt
Organism: Oryza sativa Japonica Group (Japanese rice)
Lineage: Eukaryota; Viridiplantae; Streptophyta; Magnoliopsida; Poales; Poaceae
Product: protein KINESIN LIGHT CHAIN-RELATED 2
Molecular function (GO): protein binding
Source: RefSeq, a predicted model, not a curated record